Molecule: messenger RNA, 2962 nt
Organism: Dimorphilus gyrociliatus
Lineage: Eukaryota; Metazoa; Annelida; Polychaeta; Dinophilidae
Source: the annotation of a GenBank genome assembly
AAUGGGGAGAUAUUCUAAAGAAAGACAUGCUGAGAAUCGAUUAAUGUUGGUUGAGAGAAGUAGAAAACAACAAACAGUUCCGUAUUUAGUAAAUUAUACGGAUUCGCAAGAUGUUAUUAUCAAAUGUAGAGACUCUUUAUCAUUUUUUUUAAAUAUAUGUUGGCAUAAUGAAAUGGAAGGCUUUGAACAAAAAUUUAAGCAGGCAGUGCAGAGUUUAGAAUCAGGUAGUUUUCCAAGAAAUGAUUUUAUGGAUAUUUAUAAGGUAACAGGAACUGAUAUUGAUGGAAGACGUGUUUUUAUGCAAUUCAUGGAACAAGUUCAUGAAACUGUUCUAACUCGUUUUGUACAAGGCUUGAGAAGUUUACCCGCUUUGCACGAUCUUGAUUUUGAUGAAUUUUGUAGAGUAGUCAUUGCUCAGAAAGAUGAAAUUCAUUUUAUAAUAGCCUGCUCAGGAGGGGCUCUAUGGAAAGAUAACAGAGUAAUCAUAAAUCUUGACGCUGAUCAUUCUUUAGAGGUUUCUAGAGAAGAUAUCGUUAACUUUUCAGAUGAAUCACUAGUACAAUGUCAAGAAAAGAUUAGUUCUCGUGCUCAAAAUAUAAAUAUGACAUUUGAAGAAACAGCAUUCAUAGUUGCCCUUAACGCUCUAAAACCAACUGUUGAAAAUCCACAUUUUAAAAGACAAUACGAAAGAUUUACUUUGGCAUUUACACGCUAUCUUCAAUCUGUACACGGUAAAAACUAUCAUAAAAGAUUAUUUGAAAUAAUUGACUUUGUAAGUUAUACUAAAGUGCAACUCUUUCAUGGAGUUAAAAACAUUAUUGAACAUAUGGAUUAUAUUAAAUCAUUCUAUCGUACUAAAUUAGUUAAAGACGUACUAUUUGAAGCGGAUUAUGAUAAAUGUCUCAAUAUGUUAAACUUUCAUUAUGGGGCAAAUACUUGUGAAGCUUGCAAAAUAUUCUAUCGAAGAAGUCUGACAAGGCCCUCAAACUACGUUUGCGUAACUAAGAAGAAUUUAUGUUUUCCGGGUGAAAACUUUAGGUUUGCUUGUAAAAAGUGUAGAUUUGAUAAAUGUGUUGAGAUUGGAAUGUCCAAAGAUAGCAUAAAAAUUGGACGAUAUUCGUUAGAGAGGCAUGAAAAGAAUAGGAAAACUCUAAAAGACCUAAAAAACAAAUCCAUAAAUAUACCUUAUCUUCCAAUUGGUAGCGAUUCACAAGAUAUUGUAGUUUUAUGUCAAAAUUGUUUUUCUUUAUUUCCAAUUAAAGACUGGACCACGAAAGUUGACGGCCUUAGGGAAAAAGUCUUAAGGGUUAAUGAAGUAUUUGAUGAUCAUCUUUAUAAUUCUGAGCAAUUUAUGGACAUAUACGAAACAGUUGGAGUAGAAAUAGACAAUAGACGCGUAUUCGCUGAAUUAUUUGAAAUGAUAAUAACAACUGUAUUUAACGGAUUUUCAGAAGCGUUGAUAAAUUUGCCUAUUGCCAAAGAACUACAGCCUGAAGAUUUUUUUUCAAAAGCUCUAGAGUCCCUAGAAGACGUAAACUUGAUUAUGGCUAGUUUCUCGCUAUCACUCUGGAAAAAUGAUUCCUUGGCCAUUCCAUUUGAUGAUAACCUUACUCUUAAUAUACCUAAGUCGAGCUUAGCACAAAUAGUAGAUGUAAACCUACUAGAUAGUCAAAAAGAAACAAUAGAGAUACUGUCGCAGUUACAUAUAACAUUUGAGGAAGCAAUUUUUAUCACUACUCUUAAUUUUCUUAAACCCACAACUAAAUAUCCACAACUUCACGGUAUAUAUGAAAGAUUCACAUUAGCUUUUACCAGAUAUCUUGAGAAUAAAUACGGUAGUAGCUUCCAUUACGGGGCUUAUACCUGCGAGGGUUGUAAAGUUUUCUUCACUAGAAGUUCAAAGAAAUACAUCGAUUAUGUGUGUCUUACAAACAGAAAACAAUGUGUGUCGAAUACCGAUUAUGCUUUCUCCUGUAAAUUUUGUAGAUAUAAAAAGUGUUUGGCUGUAGGAAUGUCCAGAGGAAAUAUUAAAAUAGGAAGAUACUCAAAGAGAAUGCAUGAACAAAAAGAUCUCUUAUUAACUCAUAUUGAAAAGGAAAAAUUAUCUGUUCCGUAUUUACCAAAGUAUACAGAUUCUCAUAAUAUGAUCAUAGCUUGCAGAACAUCAUUUAACAAUUUUUUCCAUAUUGAUUGGGGUAGCGAAAUCCAAGGAUUAAAUGAUAUAUAUAAUAAGGCUAAAGGGUUUGUCGAUCAAGGUACGUUUAGUAAAGAUGAAUAUAUGGAUAUCUAUAAGGUAACUGGAAUUGAAGUAGACAGUCGAAAAGCUUUCGUUAACUUUACAGCAUCAAUUAUGCAUACUUCAUUUAAAGUUUUCUUUAGCGCUAUAAGGAGUUUACCAAUCAUGGAUAGUUUAUCUCUUGAAGAUGUCUACCAAAUUGUUCUUAGGAAUAAACACGAUAUGUUCCUAUUAAUUACAGUUGCCUUACGAAAUUUAUGGAGUGAAGAAAAGUUAAUUAUCAAUUUAAAUGAUAAAUAUAAGAUUAGCCUUAAUAAAUCCGAUAUAAAUAAUUUGUCUGGUAAUCAGGUAGCCACAGCCUAUGAAGAGAAUACCAAUCGUAUAAUUAACGCUAGUAUUACUUAUGAAGAGGCAAUAUUGAUGAUAGCUUUAAAUAUGAGCACUCCAAUAAAAAAGUAUCCUAAUCUCAAAGGUAUUCAUGAGAGAUUGACUCUGGCUUUCACUAGAUAUUUGGAAGCCAACUACGGUAAAACAUAUUACGUCAGGCUAGCAGAACUUGUAAAUUUGAUGGCAUCUAUGAGGGAAAGUUUCUUUUUACUAGAAAACUGGAUGACUGAAAACGAGGAAUAUCUUAACAUUAUAUAUCAAAGUGAUAUAAUGAAAAUCUUUUUUAUGAAUUUAAAACUUGAACAAGCUGUAGAGCUACUAAUGAAUCUUACUCUAUAA